UCAACCGAACAGAUUCGCACACGCAAAGUCCGCCAGCGCCCACAACCCAAGGCUAACGCGUGUGUGCGCAUUCCAUCGUACGUAUCGUGAAGUCAUCGAAGGGUUGCGGAAAAACGUCGGCUCAGAGCUAAUUGGGGGCAUCUGGUCCUUCCGAGAGACGGUUAUCGAUGUCAGCCAACGUCCGGAGAAACACAUUGGAAGGAAGGAAAGAUUGCACUUCUAAGUGCAUUUACGUGUACCGUGUGGGGAGCUUCACACGAUUGUCACCCGAUUGACAAUGAUGCUAUUCUGAUCUGGGAUACUCGAGUAUGUGUAAUCUAGAAUGACAUGCCCUCGGAAUUGUCCCUUGUGCUCCUCCUCCGUCUGCCCUCCGCAAAACGGCGAGCGGCCGAGUCGGCUUGUAUAUAAAGAGCGUCCCAAAUAGCUAUGUUCGAAGCCGAAUCCGCAUUAUGACAUCUACCGCGCCAGAUCUCGAGAAGAGUGGGAGCGUACAAUCGUCCGGAACUCCAAAACCAGUUCAGGCCCACCCUGUCGAAGAGCCAUUCAGCGUUUUCACUGUGCGAGAGAAAUGGUUCAUCGUAGCUCUAAGCGCAUUCGGGGCGUUCUUCAGUCCGCUGGCAGCAAACAUCUACUUCCCCGCCAUUCCUACGAUAGCGUCUGCUUUCAACAAAUCUAUCGAGCUGAUCAAUCUGACCGUGACUCUGAACAUGGUUUUCCAAGGAUUGACACCGAUGUUCUGGGGCACGCUCGCAGAUACCAUCGGCCGUCGGCACAUCUUCAUCUUAUGCAUGGUCCUACUCGCGAUCUCCUGCGUUGGUCUCGCAUUGACGCCUACCUCUGACUAUUGGCUCCUCUUACUCUUGCGGUGCUUUCAAGCGGCAGGGUCUGCGAGCACGGUUGCGCUGGGUGCUGGUGUUAUCGGUGACAUUAGCACUCGGGCUGAGAGAGGUGGAUUUCUGGGGAUGUACAGUGUUGGCCCGAUGAUAGCCCCUGCUAUUGGGCCAGUGAUCGGGGGUCUUUUGGCAGACAAGUUAGGAUGGAGGUCUAUUUUCUGGUUCCUUUGCAUCUGCUCUUCUAUAUGUGCGAUCGUCCUGAUGCUCUUUUUACCCGAGACGCUUCGUGCGAUUGUAGGUAACGGAAGCAUCCCGCCACCCAAGAUAUACUACCCUAUCAUUCCUUCCAUCGGGCGAUCCGGCCGCGUGCUCGAAUCUGCCGUCUCUGAGCAGCCUCACAAAAGGUUCCAAAACCCCCUACAACUCUUGUUGAACGUCGACAUCGUCCUGCUCCUUGUCAUGAAUGGAAUCAUCUACGCAGUCUUUUAUGGAGUAACAGCAAGCAUCUCUAGUGUCUUCCACGACGCAUAUCCUCAAUUGAAUGAGAUUGAGUUGGGUUUAUGCUUUUUGAGUGAGUCCUCGAUUGGUUGCUACUCUUCCCCGGCUUAUCCCAUCAGGUAUCGGUGGGGGAAUGGUCAUCGGCUCUUUGGUCUGUGGUAGGAUCCUAGACUGGGACUAUCAGCGCGUGAAGCGCAGUUUGUCGUCUUCUGAAGAAACCUCGGAUAAAGACGAAGAGUCUUUCCCAAUCGAGCAGGCACGUCUCAGGCUGCUUCCCUUGCUCAUAGCUCUGUUCGUGGGCUGUUCUAUCGGCUAUGGUUGGUGUAUAGAAGCCAAAACGCAUAUAGCCGGACCACUUGUUCUGCUUGUCGGAGUUGGAUUAGUCGUGAUAUUUGUGAUGAAUUCUUCCCAAACUAUGAUGCUGGAUCUCAUGCCCACUUCCGGGUCUGCCAUAACUGCUUGUAACAAUCUCGUCCGAUGCAGUCUAGGUGCAGGACUUGUUUCGGGCAUCCAGCCGUUACUGACUGCUCUGGGGCCGGGUUAUGGAUACCUCCUCUUGGGCGGAUUGGCUGCAUUGAUGAUUCCAUCAAUAUACCUUUCGAUCUAUAUUGGGCCGCGAUGCCGAGCAAGACGAGUUCGAUUGGCCGAGGCAAAGCUUGCGACCGUAGACACGUAGUUCACUAUCACAAGAAACUCCAAUAAUCAUUUAGAGAGAUCAAAAGGUCGCCAGUCUUAUCUGAUCGGCUCCGAAAUGUGACUCCCUCUUCCGAACAAAUAUUGCGAUUUCCGCGACGAACGCGUCGGGGACAGUAUAAAACCGUAAAACAUGCCCAUGUUGAAACCAAUCAGGUUCCCCGUUCGCAAUGUCGUCUCCUUCAGAGGAUCGUUCCGCGCAUCUCCCCGACCGCUUCGUGGUGGAUGACCCCGAACUGAGGAAACAGGCCGCCGAGCGCACGCCUAUCCGUUUUCGCGACGAUGGGGAGCCAUACAUUCCCCUCCCAGCACCCUUCGAACGUUUCUAUCUCGGUGCGAUGCGGCGGUCGGAUAUUCCACACGAUAGCGCCAUGAUGAGUGACAUCCGCGUCGCGCGCACCCUGGUUGGCCCCCCGUUUCCUGCACCCAUCAGCGGCUCACAAGGCUGGCUCGUCCGGGAGCGGGGUUUCAUUGUUGCUUUGUUCAACGAUUACGCCGAAGGACGGUUCGUUCCGACGGAGCACUCUCCUUUCGAUGUGGUACGCGAACAGAAGCCGGACGGAAGCGAGGUCUAUGUUGGGCAGGUGACGAUCGGUCACAUGGGUCCUAGUUUUGUGCGCAAGACGCCUGUGAAUCCCGACUGGGAGGAGUGGAGAUCGCACCGGGUCACUUCUAUGGGUGCGGCUCUCAACGCCGAGUAUCAUGGAAAGGGGAUCGCAUCUGCUGCAGUUGAUGUUCUCCUGAAGCAAUGGGCCAUUCCUCAGAUGGGAUGUACUGAAAUUCUCGCUCAGUGCUUCCUCACCAACUUUGGAUCCUACAAACUAUGGCAGAAAUUCGGGUUCGUCGAGGAUGAAAGCCUGCGAAAGAAGCUCACCAUUGAAGAAAGCAAGGGUGGAGGAGAGGUGGAUGAAUGCGUCUUGAUCUGGAAACUGUCAUGAGUAGAUUAGAUAUACAUUCGGCAGCACGUCGGCAUCCAUAGUGACAAUCAAAUCACAAGUACGUAUUCAAGUUGAACGCGUCGCGAAGAAAAACUGCAACUUGCACAGUGCUUAUUGGCAUGUGUAACGGCGGAAGCAAGCAUUGCUAAUCACCCACCCUUCCUUACCGCACAGGCUUUGUUGUCGUCAAAACUGCUGCAUGGUCUUCCUCACCGGGACCGCUAGGCUUGUAAGGCCGAAAGCUUUGAGUCGUUCCCCGCAACUGCUAUUGUGGGGCGGAGCCUUUGCUGGCAUCGCAGCCCUGAGCACUCGUUCUUUCUCAUUUGCAGGCCUUGCUCAAGCCGGGACUCAUGGUCUCAACUUCGCUGCCAACUCAAUACGCAAUCCGGCUGUAGCCUUCCUUCGCCGGCACGGGACAGCAACUUCCCUUCCCACCUUAUUCCCCACCGUCACGCAAUCCAUGCUCACUCCACCGCAAGCGCCCCCGAAGUGGACUCACAGUCCCGCAGAUGUGCUGGAUCUGGUGAAGGCGGCUAUCGAGAAGGAUCGCGUUGUCGAGGACACUGUAGGCGCGUUGAAACCUGCGGACUGCACUUUCGAAUCGGUACGUGAUUGUAUCUGGCUUCUAGCCGCCCUGAUCUUCAAUCGAAUCUGUCCUAUAGGUCUUUGUGAGUGCUUACAAGCCGCCUGUCCUACCCCGGAGUCUGCCGCUCAUAUAAUACACAUCAAGGUCGCUCUCGAAUCGUCCGGCACCCAAAUCGAGGUCGUCACGGAACCUCUCUUAUUCUAUCAGAAUGUAUCACCUUCCAAGGAGCUUCGCGACGCGUCUGUCGAAGCGGACUCUCUCCUGCGUGAAUAUGGCGUCGAGUCUUCCAUGCGCAUCGAUGUGUUCCAGGCCAAGAUUGCUGCCGAGAAGAACCUUAAAGAGUCGGGAUCGUGGGACAAGCUUUCUGCUGAAGACAAACGUCUGGUUGAAAAGAUGAUCCUCGAUGGCACGCGUGCUGGUUUGCAUUUGCCUGAAGACAAGCGUGACGCUUUGAAGGCACUGCAGAAAGAGCUGUCUCAGGUCUGCCUCGAAUUCGAGAAAAACUUCAACGAGGAAAAUGGGGUUAUCUCGUUUACAGCGCAGGAGCUCGAAGGCGUUCCGGCCGAUGUCAUCUCCGGCUACAAAAAGCGCACCGAGGGAGAGACCGAGUUGUACGAUGUGACUUACAAAACCCCGGACAUCUUCCCUAUCUUCAAAUUUGCCAACAAUCCGGAGACACGGAAGAGAGCUUACCAAGGCCACGAGUCGCGACUGGAAGUCAAUGUACCUCUCACCGAACGCUUCCUUGCUCUCAGGCGCAAGAUCUCCUCAACCCUGGGCUAUGCGAACUGGGCCGAAUACCGUACGGAACCGAAAAUGGUCAAGUCUGCCAAAGGCGUUCAAGAUUUCCUUGACGACCUUGAGUCCAAGCUCAAGCCUCUCGGAAUCAAUGACAGGAAGGUUCUGCUCGCUCUCAAGGAAAAGGACUGCGCUGCACGCCAGCUCGACUUCGACGGCAGUUUCAACAUCUGGGACUACCGUUACUAUGAUCGGAAGUUCACAGAGGAAACACUGGACCUGGAUGACAUGCUCGUCAAGGAAUACUUCCCCGUAUCCGUCGUCGUUCCACGGAUCUUGGAUAUCUACCAGACCCUUCUCGGAGUCCGCAAUGUUCGUUUCCUGAACUGCUCGCAGAUGUCCAACAAUUCUCCGUCUGGGAGAAAGAUGCCAAGGAUGGCAGCGGCUUCGUCGGGUACUGCUAUCUCGAUUUGUUCCCCAGAGGCGAGUCGUUUGAUAUUCAUCGCCUCGGCUGCUGAUGGGUUCGCAGAGGCAAAGUAUUCUCAUGCAGCGGUCUGGUCUAUUCUCUCGGGCUACACGCGCUCCGAUGGAUCUCGGAGUUACCCGCUCACAGCCAUGGUCGCGAACUUGGCCAAAUCCACACCUGAUAAACCGGCGUUGAUGCGCCAUGACGAUGUCGUUACUCUGUUCCACGAGAUGGGACAUGUAUUCCACGGACUGCUUUCGCAAACCAAGUUUGCGAGGUUCCAUGGGACGAAGGUUGCUCGCGACUUUGUUGAGGCACCGUCGCAAAUGUUGGAAAACUGGUGCUGGGAGCCGGAGGUCCUGUCGAAGAUGUCUAGCCACUACAAGACGCAAGAACCUCUUUCUGAAGAGCUGAUUACGAAACUGCUCAAGAGCCGCUAUGUGAAUGUUGGCUUGCAGUAUCUCCGACAGGUUUUCUUCGCCAAAUUUGAUAUCAAAGUGCACAUUGACCAAGAGGCUGAAGACUACACUCAGUUGUGGGACAAGAUGCGCGAGGAAAUCUCUCUGGUCAAGGCGGAUAAGCCUUGUCCUGGCCAAGUGAGCCCAGCCUCCUUCGGCCACAUCGCCAGCGGCUACGAUGCAGGAUACUAUGGAUAUCUGUACUCGCUUGUGUUUGCGUCCGACAUGUAUGCCACUGUGUUUAAAGGGGACCCCCUUGACCCCGCUCGAGGUCAACUCUAUCGCAAGAAGAUUCUCGUGCCUGGCGGAAGCCGAGAGGAAUUGGAUUCGUUGCAGGACUUCUUGGGCCGUCCACCCAGCAACCAGGCUUUCUUGCAGGAGCUCUUUGGAUCUAAUCAGACGAAUGCAAAUCUCUGAGACCCGGAUAGUCAGACUAAGUCGAAUCGUUUGUACUGUAGUAUCAUUCAAAUGCGACAGUAUUCGCAGCAGUUUUUGAUGCAACGACAGCCCCGAGCUCAUGGGUGACGAGACGCUGUCUGUCUACAUUUGGUGCACAGAUCUUCUUGCGAUCCCCGAAGGUCUUCUGGCAUGUGAUACGCUCCCGCUGCCUCGGGACGAAAUCAGAGUGGAAACCUUGUGGGAGCCAUGCGUGGUCGAUCGCUCACUCAGCUGACAGUGCGUGCCCACAAGUCUUCUCGAACGACGAUCCCAAUAGAUAUUUAUAAAGCAAGCAAGUAGAUCAGCUCACACGGGCAGGUGUACAACAGACAGACAAUGUAGAAGUGUGCAUAUAUCCGGGUAGAUAUGGCGGGGUAGAUAUCGAUGGCUUACUUGGCGUAGGGGCGACUGUCGUAUCCGACCUCGCGGUCGAUAGUGACUUUCACACCAACACCACCAUUGGGGCUGCCCGAGCGCUCCUCGAUCGGGAACUCUCCGACGCCCUUGUCGUCUUCUCCGGGGGAGCUCACAACGCCACCCUUGGAGUCGCCCCAGCCGACGUGCCCUUCGGAUUUACCCCCGCGCAUGUCGUCCAAAGUAUAAGUGUGCGGGCCAGUGCUGUGGCCGUUCGACAACACAUGGGUAGCACGCGAUGAAUUCGAAGGUGCAGAGGUGGCGCUCAGGGCGAACGACCCGCCCUGGGCAAGGGUGCCCCGGAUGCCGAGGAUGAUGCGCAGAGUCAUCGAUGUCGUAAGGACGGCAGUCAUGCUGUUCAAUGUGUUCAAGCUCUGGCGGCCGUU
Molecule: messenger RNA, 6448 nt
Organism: Mycena citricolor
Lineage: Eukaryota; Fungi; Basidiomycota; Agaricomycetes; Agaricales; Mycenaceae
Source: the annotation of a GenBank genome assembly